AACAACAACAGAUGUCCAAUUCUUCACAGCUUAAGCUAUAUUGACCCUUACAAACCCAACAACAAGAGCUCCUUAUAUAGACAGUUAUUAAGGCUAUCAUAUUAACAAGGGGGUUUGUACAACACGUCCAUCUAUGGGACUCGUGCAGUUAUAAAUGUGCGCACCACAUCAUGUGUUAACUAACUACAUACAAUGUUCAAAAUGUUUGAGAGUGUAACAAUGUAGCUUUUAGCAGUUUCUUGUAUAGUAGAAUAAUGCCAGUCCAGAAGAGAGUAUUGCCCCUUAGCAAUUUAUGUAUUCAGAUAAUAACACAACUACUCAUUGAAAUAAUAUCAAUGCACCACCAUGAAUCUAAUAGCAAGACAGAAAUUUCUAAAGACACUCAAGAGCAACAAGAUAGCAGCCACGAAGGACACCAGCAUCCUGAAAACAUUAAAGCAGAGGACAAUCAUAUAGAAAUCUCUGAGCAAGAAGCAGCACCAUUUUUUCCUAACCAGCAGAACAGUGAAGAAGGGAAGAUGUAUGACAAUGGACAGCAAAAUAUUGAACAAGCAGAAACAUGUAGUAGUAUCCCCAAAAACUCUGAACAAAAAAUAAUGCUUAGCCAAAUCAUCACUAACGAGGACACACACGAUCAGUUCAGAGAGUCAGAGACUGGUCUUGACCAGUCUCUGACUGGGUCAUUCAGUAGUAUAAGAAGUACCUUGGAGGAGAAAAAUGCAGCCCAAAUAAUUGAAAAGGAAAUUAAAAAAGAAAACAAGUUGGAGGUUAUAAGAGAAGAGCUAAGUCAACUGCUGACUUCACAUUCUCAUGUUACUCUCCAUGAUCAUCUCUUUGAGUCAUUCACAGUUCGUUUAGAUCCCCUGUACAUGCAUAAUAAGAAAGUACGCCCAGCCAUUCAGUGCAUUUUGGUACAUUUCAUCAAUUCAACUCUGAGAUAUCUGGAUUUUGGAAAAGCAAAGAUGUUUUCAGAAGCUAGUAUGUGCAAGGUAUUGUUUGAGCAUUUGCACAAUGCAACACGGCUAGAUAAACUUGUCAUUGGCAGAUCCUGCUACUGGAGAUCACAAAUUUUUGAAAUGCUAAGUGCCAAGUUGGUUUGUAUGCCAUAUUUAACUAUUUUGAAAAUCCAGUAUAUAGGUACUCCUGAAAUGAUACAUGAUUUAUCAAGUAUUUGCCCCAAAUUAUGUGAGUUGUCACUUAAAGGUUCAGAAAAGAUAACAGAUCACCAGUGUGAGGAAAUUGCUAAGUGUACUGGGCUCGUGUCCCUUGAUAUUUCUGGCACAAGAAUUACUGGAAGAGGAUGCUGGAAAAUUUUAGACUCUAUAAAGAAUUUAUCAUGGCUACACCAUUGUGCCUUCAAUUGCAAUUCAGAUUCCAUUGUAUUUGAAUCUAGAGCAGACCUAUUUAACUGUAUUAAGAAACAGUUACAGCAUGGAGAAAAUGCCUUACCACUUGUUGAUCCCCAAGUGCUUAAUGUUAGGGAUGUCAGAUUCAACUUGAAGAAUUUUUGGCUCUUCAACCCAUUCACUGAGGAUUUACUUACUACAGUUCUUUGUCCAUGUUUGGAGCAUCUCCGUCUGGAUUUUGUCUUCCAGGACUUAGGAGAGGAGCCAGAUGUGUCAAUACUCUCAUCUCUUUCUAAGAUAAAGAAACUGGAAGUGAACCUGUAUGACCGCUGUAUCAUUGAUCUAAUAAGUCGUAUGGUAGAAGGCUGUGGAGUGCGGCUCACUACUCUAGAGCUUCACCUAGUUGAUGAUUGGUUUUUUGUUGCACAGGCCCACAACGUUGUUGCCAGUUGUUGUCCGAACCUAAUUACACUAAACUUCUCUGGAGAUUACAAGGUAGAAGCAGAACGACCAGAUCAGGCCCGACAUAGUUUAGAAGAAUGUGAUAAUCAGCUAGACUUUGGAAUUCCCACCCCAGCUCACCCACAUUUAAAGCACAUAAAACUGGUUGGAGUUGUGAGUGACCAACGCUUGAACUUCCUGCUGAGUCACACUCCUGCACUUCAUACCUUACGAUUGGAUGGAGAAUUAGAGUGGUUACAUGACACGGCCUUUAUCCAUAUUUUAAGGACAAAUCCACUACCACAUUUGGAAGAAAUGUGGUUUAAUGUUUCAACAACAGUGACUUUGGACACGGUACGUCUUCUGUUACAACAAGACAAUGCCUUAAAACACAUAGGUCGCCUCUGUUACAUGAAUGGUGCCACUAUGGGGAAAUAUCAAGAACUUCUUACUCAAGUACGCCAACACAACUUAGAUAUUAAACUAAUAUGGGUGACUGAUGAACGUACUAAAUAGGAUUGAAUUUAGAAUAUACAUAAUCAUUGGUCCAAAUAUUUCUUGUAAACACCACACUUAGCACUCACCAAAUGUCCUCAUUAUACCAUAUUAUUAUUAUUAUAAUAAAAAAGAAGCGCUAAGCCACAAGGGACAUUAUACCAUAGAUAUUGAACAUAUGCUGCAGAGAUAAGAUUUUCCUGUUCAGAAUAGUAAGACACUUACAAAAUUGAGAUGUUGCUUUUAUGGUGGAUGUAAGAUAAGACUUGCCAAUGAAGAUGAGGCUUCAGUAGGAAAUAUGCUAUUUGUGAUGAUAAUACUGUUUAUGCCAAAAAACUGUUUCACAAGUGAAACAAUGCAGAAUGGGCCUCAUGAGUCAAAUUUUUUGGCGUGAUUAUUAUUUGCUUGUGUAAUUAUAUAGUUUAGGUAGUAGAGAGUGUUCAAGAAGUAUAGAUAAUACAGCAGUACCUUGGGUUAUGUUAUUAAUCCAUUCCAGAAGAUUCAUUGCUCCUGAAAACUAUUGUAAUUCAAACUUCCAAUUUACAUGAUUAUGUGGUGAUUCGUUUGAAGGCCAUGGGAGUGCAACUUUUACUAUACCUUGGAAUUGCACGUUCACAAAUAUAACUUGCAGGUAUUGUAUUUCUCUGCCUAUUUUCACUAGUGUAACCCUUUCAGUGUCAGUCUCAUUAUAUAAAGAAUAAAGAAGAAUAAAGAUUUUAUUUCUUUGCAAGUUAAAAUGUGUAAUUACAAUUUUGGUUUUAUUAAAUACAAAUGCUGGGGCAUUUUGGGCAGACUAAUCCUUGUACAUAACUACUUAAAUCUAGACAAGAUAACAGUGGUUAACUUUUUAAUAAAUCUUUAUUAAUCUUAAUACUAAUGUGAGGUAGUCAAGGUGAAGGUUUAUAAGAAUAAUCAUCUUGAAGUUGCACAUAAAAACAAUAUUACAAUUAAUGGUUUAAACAGUAAUAUUUCAUGGAUUGGCAGAUGUUUGAUAGACUAGAGCGUCAUAUAAUAUAUUUGGAAGAGUUGCUUCAAACUGAUUAGAAGUUGUUUUGGUUGGUUAUGGUUAGUAUUGAGAGAUGAUUUUUAAUCAUAGUCCUAAAUUUAUAUGUAGUCAGGGGAUCCUUUACUGGUUCAAGUAGUAAAUUCCAGAUCUUCUGGCCCUUUAUAUGCAUUGCAUUUUUACAUAGUGUGAGACUGACACAAGGGAUGUCGAAGAGUGCCUUGUAUUGUGACUGAGUUCUUUUGUAGCUAUCAAGAAGUUUAAGUGGAGGGUUUAUAUGGGAGUUUAAUAUGAGUGUAUGUCUCAUAUUUAGUAGGUUCAGGCUUUUGAAAAAUGGUGGGGGUGUGCUGUCUGGCACAUGAGCUGGUAAUCAUCUGCACAACAGCUUUUUGUUGGGUAAUUA
Messenger RNA from Cherax quadricarinatus, 3688 nucleotides. RefSeq lists its product as uncharacterized. Lineage: Eukaryota; Metazoa; Arthropoda; Malacostraca; Decapoda; Parastacidae. Gene Ontology annotation, cellular component: SCF ubiquitin ligase complex. Gene Ontology annotation, biological process: SCF-dependent proteasomal ubiquitin-dependent protein catabolic process. The record is from RefSeq and is a predicted model, not a curated record.